Messenger RNA from Pisolithus orientalis, 1235 nucleotides. RefSeq lists its product as uncharacterized. The transcript has 3 exons. NCBI's taxonomy places the organism in Eukaryota, Fungi, Basidiomycota, Agaricomycetes, Boletales, Pisolithaceae. The record is from RefSeq and is a predicted model, not a curated record. Gene Ontology annotation, biological process: protein folding; protein complex oligomerization; response to salt stress. Bases 451 to 987 code for a protein of 178 amino acids.
CUUCAGUGACUCAGUUCACUGAUCAAGCUUUCAAGCCUGUACAAGUGUCUGGCAGCUACUACUAAACAACGUCGACAAACUUGACUACCAGCAUUUUGACCACGGCGGCCGCCAUGGCAUCCAAAUGAAAGUAACGUCCAUGAAGUUUCCAGCAAGUUCGCGAACAGUCCCUCGUACAAGCUGUGGGUAUGGUGCCGUGGAGAGUGGGGGGUGUACUUCCUGUGUACCUGCUCACAGUGCCUAGGGUCCUACGACUUCAGAUCGCAAGUCAUUUGCUGUGCUGCACAGCCGCUCAGAUCUCGAUCAGCCUGGUUCGGUGAGUUGGAGUGACCACAGCGGACUAGCCACACAUUAGUCAUCCACCCCACACUCAGAUACGUAUAAAAGGCGAGUAGUGAAUUGUAGGAAGAAUAAACAAGCAGAUUACUCCACUAACAACUCCUCUUCUUUAUGACCGUUUCAACCACUGCGCUCAUCGCUAACAAGCUGUCUCGCGUACCAACAUCACAUUCGCAGGAGGAACGCUUUCGCGCUCUCGACCGGAACCUGGCUAGAAGAUAUGUAGCGCUCCUCCUUCGUCAGGCCAGAAUGUCUGAAGCCAGGCGAUUGGGCGAUGGCGAGCUGCUCUACAGACCGAGGGUAGAAGUAUGUGACGAUCCGUCCUCGUCCCGCAUAACGGCGACGGUAGAGCUGCCUGGAGUAAAUGCGGAGGAAAUCAGUCUUCAGGUUGGCACAAACAGUACACUUCGUAUAUCAGGAGAACGGAAGAGGAGAAUAUCCCAUACACCGGGGCCAGACGCCAAAUAUCCUCUUCAGGAAAUCAAAUAUGGCAAAUAUGAACGCGUCCUUCAGCUUCCGCAGGGAACGAUGUUGAGUACCAUAUCUGCUGCUGUGGACAGUGGGUUGCUCGUUUUGUCGUGGCCCCGAAUUCCACCGAACGCCAGUGGGUCUACCAGUACCGUAGCUGAGGCCGUGGAAUCUUCUUAAUACGUUUCAUUUGAGAUGGUGGACCUUGUGUAUCCUUUAUCAAUUGCAGGGGUAGACGUUUACACUAAUAGAAGUUUAAUUCCGCAACGGACUCCUUUUUGGCUUCACAGGACAUUACCCUCUACUUAUUUUUUGCACUGUAUUUUCGUAUGCACCUCAACCGUCCUCACCCUCAUGUAUUUUGCUUCGCUAUUAGUAUUUAGCGCCAGCACUUUUGUUACAAAAUGAAAACUACGCACUAUAGGAGU